AUCCGCAGAACUCAGUAGCGAGAAAGCUUCAAAAGCUCUCGCAAGUUCUAAUUUACAAGCUCAAAAAAUUUCACUCCGGAACGUGACUAAUUCGACAUAUCAGAUUAAAAAGAAAAAAAUUGUAAAACGUAGUGAAAAUGUGCCAAUUGUUACAAUCUAGUUGUGCUGAAAGAGUGUUAAAUUUGUGAAUUUCGUCUACUGUUUCGGGUAAAAACCAAGAUGAAGCUCGGUAUGUGGGAGGUUGAUCGCGACGCGUUACGCAGAGACGGUCUAGUGCUUUUUAGUAAAUUGAUCCGCACAAAAAACGUUGACAAUUUACAAGAACAACAACCUCGAAGCGAUGACACCAAACAAAAAUUAGCAAAAUGUUUGACGACACUGGAUUUGACAUCGUUAGGUGUAGGAAGUUGCGUCGGUACAGGAAUGUAUUUAGUAGCUGGAAUGGUCGCCAAAAAUGUCGCUGGACCGGGAGUGGUAUUUAGUUUCAUAAUUGCAGCAGUUGCUAGCAUAUUUUCAGGGGCAUGUUACGCAGAAUUUGGAGUCCGAGUACCCCAUACAUCUGGUUCGGCUUAUAUGUAUUCUUACGUUACUGUAGGUGAAUUCAUAGCUUUCGUUAUAGGCUGGAAUAUGAUUCUGGAGUACCUUAUAGGUACGAGUGCUUGUGCGUGUGCUUUGAGUGCCUGUUUUGACGCCUUGGCUAAUGGAGCGAUCACCCAUGCUAUACACGAGAGUAUCGGAGAAGCGAUAGGGAGAGAUCCGGACUUUCUCGCCUUUGUAAUAACUCUCCUAAUGAUGUUGCUCCUAGCGGCAGGUGUCAAAAAAUCGUUAAUCUUUAAUAACAUCUUAAAUGUGAUCAACCUCGCAGUGUGGGUGUUUGUCAUGACGGCAGGACUUUUUUAUGUCAACACAGAUAACUGGACCAAACAUAAAGGAUUCCUUCCGAAAGGAUGGUCUGGGGUAUUUACUGGAGCUGCUACUUGUUUCUACGCUUUCAUUGGAUUCGAUAUAAUCGCAACUACUGGCGAAGAAGCGGCAACUCCAAAAAAAUCUAUACCUCUAGCUAUAGUUUCAAGUUUAGCAAUCAUUUUGAUAGCCUACGUUACUAGUUCCAUGAUGAUCACUUUGAUAGUCCCAUAUACUGAAGUUGAUGAAGAUUCUGCGUUAGUAGAAAUGUUUGGACAAGUUGGUGCCUACAAAUGCAAAUAUAUUGUUGCUGUUGGAGCACUUGCUGGUUUAACGGUCAGCAUGUUCGGAUCUAUGUUCCCAAUGCCAAGAAUCAUCUACGCCAUGGCCCAAGAUGGACUGAUAUUCAGAAUGUUUUCGCAAGUCUGGCCAAGUACUGGAACGCCAGUUCUUGCUACAUUUAUUAGUGGAUUAUUGGCAGCUAUAGCAGCCCUAUUUAUACGUCUGGAAAUACUUGUAGAGAUGAUGUCCAUCGGUACUCUGUUAGCCUAUACUUUAGUUUCAACUUGCGUUCUAAUUCUCCGAUAUCAACCACACUCCACCAAUCUAGUGGAGCUCCUUCCUCAAAGCUUGCGAACACCGAUUAGAGGGUCACCUACCAAAGAAGCAUUGGAUGAGCAUCCGGACGGUCAAGCGCUAUACGGUAACCAGUUACAUCCAGCUCAACUCAAGCAAGCUAUCGACGCUUCCAUUCCUACAAUUCCAUCACCGUCUCCUCUACCUCUACCUCCACAAGCUACACAACGAGUAAUGAUUCGAAGGGUAACCAGAAGUUCUCCAGAUAGUGACGAUACUUUUGGAGGUGAUGAACCAGAUGAAGAUUUUUCAGGACGGGACGAUCAGUUUCUUGUUUCAGAUAGAACCGAAAAUAAAUUUUACGGAACGGUACAUGGAGCCAGUAGUGCUACUAGUACUGGUGGAGUCGUUGGGGCGGCAGUUGGACCUAGUUUGGGAUACAUUGGACGAAGAAUCCAGGCAGCGACAUAUCUAUGCCCAGCCAUCUUCCCUUGGGUAGACACAGGCCCGGCAACAGAAGAAUCGGGAAUGUUUGUUAUGAAAAUGGUUGGAAACUUAUAUAUUUUGAUAAUAAUAUUUGAUCUAAUCGUUGUUUGUGGAAUGGAUAACAUGAACACCGCAACAUCGAUUUUCCUGUGGCUCUUCUUCUUCGCUAUUCUAGCAAUAUGUCUAAUGAUAUCUCGUAAACCUCAAAACAGGAAAAGUUUGAUGUUCAUGACUCCAGGCCUGCCUUUCAUUCCAGUUGUAGCAAUAACAGUGAACAUAUAUUUGAUAAUGAAGCUGUCCAUUUUAACCUUAGUUAGGUUCACGAUUUGGAUGACUUUAGGAUUUAUAAUGUAUUUUUACUAUGGUAUAAAAAACAGUACGUUAGAAGAAGGACCUGAUAGUGAUCAAAAUAUUGAAUUAACUGUCACUGAUCACGAAAAACCGAAAUAUAAUAAUAGUACGUCACCAUACGGUGAAGAUCAUAAUAUAUACAGUCAACCCCAGACUGCGUACGAAUGGGAUCCGACCAAAGCGUGGGAUCACGGUCCGGCUUGGGCUCAACCUCCACCUCCCGCCCAGCCACAACUUUACCAGGUCGAGCAGCAUUACAACGUGAACACCAACAAUACUAAAUCGGUAAUUAAUAAAUCGAAGCCUACCACUUCGAGACCGAGUCCCAAACCUAAUUCUCAACCAGCCACCGCUCAAGGAACAACCUCUCAAUCAAACACUCAAGCAAUUGGUGCUGCUUCGAAUUUGUUCGUUAGCGAUCCGCUGGCCUACGCUAAUUGGGAUGAUUAGUAGUGUAAUUAGAGCUUCAUUAAGUUAUAUUUAGAUCUAGAAAUUGAGUACAAAGAAAAAACUUGCUUGAAAAAUCUGCUAUUUUCUUAAUACAGUUGUACAAAUCCAUCGAAGUUUUCUGAAUUUCAUUUUAAACUACAGCAUAUCAUAAGAAGGGAGUAUAUAAGAAAUGACUGUUUGGAUUGAAAUAUAUGCAGAUAAUUGUGUAACAUACAAAGCAAUGCACAUAAUGGUGGUAUAAAACAUUUUAUUUUGAUAUAAUAUAUAUUUAUUUUCUAUCACUUUCAAUAUAUGCCCCUCAUCUAUCUCUACAUCGCCCCAUGCGAAUCUUCCAUUGUGCGAAACAGUGCAGGAAGUCUUUUUCUGUCAGUUCCUUCAGGACGCCCUUCGCAUUUUCUUUCACAUCUUCGACAGAUUCGAAUCUUGUUCAUUUCAAUGCAGAUUUGAAUCGUCACACUUAAGUUUGAAUUAUUUUCAAUCGCAUUCAAAGUGUUAUUACAAAUAUUUUUGCGAGUUUAUUGUUGUUUAAAUUUUAGGCUUUUAGACGGCAGCGAUCCGAACAUAAAUCAUCUUCAGCAUCUCGGCUAGCUAUCUUGAAACGACUAAGCCACUCAAAAACACGUUGAUGAGACAUACAUUCAUUGCUAUAUACUAGUUUUGAUAAAUUAUAAGUUUCAGUUGCAGUUUUUUCCAGUGUCAUGUGAAAUUUUCCAACAAUACGUUGCUCUAUUUUGACGUCGAUCAUUUUUACGGCAAAACAAAAAACCAGCCACUAUACAAACGAAGGCAACGGCUACACUGGUUUGUCUACACAUACGGUAGACACCGCAUUCGAAAGAGUGGGCUUCAGGCUAAACAGCUGAUAGUCGUUAACCCUUGGCGCAUGCGUGCUUUUUCUGUUGCAACGGUAGUCUCGUUACUUAAUAGCCACCCUUCAUACACUGAAUUAAGUGAAACUAGAUCGAAUAAUACUCAAACUAAAACAUUUACGAAAAUAUAUCGACGAAAAAAAGAGGAGCUAGUACGGUUGAAGUAUAUUGAGAGAAUUGGGGAACAAUAUGAUAAGUAUACGGGGUAAAAACGGGUGCUGUUAUAAAUCAUUAUUCCCAAGCUUCUCUCUUUUCUAUCAUAGAACCUUCUAAGAUCACUACAGUCUCUACUCUUUAUUUUGAAAUAUAUUUAAAUAAAGAAUAUUAAUUCAAUGGUCAUCUGAUCCAAAACUCACUAUAAUUCCAUCUAAAAAAGGACAUUUAGUUAAUUUUUUAAAUAUUCAUUUUUGGUGUUCAUUCGAAUCAGAAGAGCUUUUGUUUCGACCGUUAUAUCAUAUCAGAUCAAUACAGAUCAUACCUUUUAUUAAGAAAUAGAUUUAGUAGUCUGGAGGCUAGCUUGUCUCCAUGGAGCUCAUUGAGUACUAAUCCAAAACCCACUUUGAUUUCUUCCAGCAAAAGAACAUUUAACAUUUUUCAUACUUCCUUUUUGGUGUUGAACUUGGGACUCAGAAACUCUUCUUGGAAUUGGUAUGCUAAUUAAAAUUUCCUACCAGAUAAAUUUGAUUGAAUUAGAAGACAAAAAGGCUUUUGUUUCGAUAGUUAAGCCUUCUCAAAUCAUUCACAGAUCAAACCUAAUAUCUAGGAAUAUAUUUAUCAGUCUAAAACCUAGCUCAUUGAUUAUCAAUUCGAUGAUCAUCUAAUCCAAAACCCAUUCGGGAUUAAUCUGAUAAAAGGCCAUUCCACAAAUUUUCAAUUGUCCAAUUUUUAUGUGGAAGGUGCAGAGAAAUCAGGAACUGCUUUUUAACUAGCUUGCUCUUAAGUGUUCUUGAAUCUUCUUAUACGGUUUUCAUUGAGCACUGUGUGAACCACUCACUGCUACAUCUAUUUUGACCGCGAUAUAGUAUUGUUAUUUCAUAGAUAAGAUAAAGUUAGCAACGUAACAAUAUUUGACUAAUGAAUUGUACUUCAACCAAAUAGGUUCGAGUAUUUUGUUCUCCGUGGCUUAUCGAUUUUUUUUGAGUCAUCUAAGAGCUAAUUCGCACAGUUUGAACGUGUUUUUUGAAUCUGAUUGACUAGAAUUUUGCACGGACAACUGCAUUGACUAUUUUCGCGCACGAAUGCUCAGAUCAGUACGCACCCAAAGAACAAAAAAAUAAA
Molecule: messenger RNA, 4913 nt
Organism: Diorhabda carinulata
Lineage: Eukaryota; Metazoa; Arthropoda; Insecta; Coleoptera; Chrysomelidae
Product: high affinity cationic amino acid transporter 1
Exons: 14
Coding region: 220-2766 (848 amino acids)
Biological process (GO): transmembrane transport; amino acid transport
Cellular component (GO): plasma membrane
Molecular function (GO): amino acid transmembrane transporter activity
Source: RefSeq, a predicted model, not a curated record